This is a messenger RNA of Gambusia affinis (western mosquitofish), 6741 nucleotides long. RefSeq names its product potassium/sodium hyperpolarization-activated cyclic nucleotide-gated channel 1 (gene hcn1). Bases 1499 to 4264 code for a protein of 921 amino acids. NCBI's taxonomy places the organism in Eukaryota, Metazoa, Chordata, Actinopteri, Cyprinodontiformes, Poeciliidae. The transcript has 10 exons. Gene Ontology annotation, molecular function: voltage-gated potassium channel activity. Gene Ontology annotation, cellular component: membrane. Gene Ontology annotation, biological process: transmembrane transport; potassium ion transport. The record is from RefSeq and is a predicted model, not a curated record.
AAAUUCGGUGAAAGGAAAACACUAUAUGUGGCGGAUAACUAACACUGCACAUGAUGUUGAACACACCAUUCCAUCUGUGAAACAUGGUGGUGGCAGCAUUAUGCUGUGGGAUUUUUUUUUAAAGAGCAUGAACAGGAAGCCUGGUCAGAGUUGAAGUGAAGAUGGAUGGAGCUAAACGCAGAGCAAUCAGUUUAAUGUCUGAGUCAAAUUCACAAAUUCGCCUGAAUUCAUACACAGAUCAGAAGCCAUAUAAGUAUGUCACUUAAAUGCCUUGCUGAAGGGCACAUCAAUUCAAGUGAAGAGGCCGGAAAUGAAACCACAUCUCUCCUACUGCAAAACAGCUAGUCUUCCUGUUGAGUCUCAGUCUACAAUGGAAUGGUUUCCAUCAAAGCAUAGUCAUGUGUUAGAAUGGCCCAGUCAAAGUCUGGAGUUUGUGACGUGACACAAUGAGAAAAUGUUUAAGGGGUCCAAAUACUUCAGAAAGGCUCUCCCAAACCAAAUUUCUGAUUUACAUUGAGUACACAGUUUUUCUGAGGUUCCAGGUUCUUCUGGUGAAUUUUAUUGUUUAGCCCCUGUAAUCCAUCUGGACCACCUUAAAUAUUACUGGUCUUAUACUCACAGCUGGUGUGUCUGCAGGUGGUAACACACCUGCACUUUAUUAGACCAUACCAAAAUAAAACUGGUCAAACCAAACAACACAAUCUAAGCAAAGAAAUAUGGAUAAGAUUAUUAAUCUAAUUUACGAGCUAAUCCACCUAACUAAAUUAUCUGAAAAAUAAAACAUUUAAUACAGGGCAACUCAAAAGGUUGCUUUAAAGAAGAGAGAGAAAAAAAAAUACAAAAAAAUUCCCUCCAUUUGGUAAAACCCAAUCAGUGACGUCAUAAACCAAUUUAAGCAGGAAAUGCAGGGCUGGCCCCUCCUAUACGCCUUCUCAGGCUGUAGCAUCUAAGAACAAGCAAUGGAUGGGACAGGCGGUGUUUGACCCAUGUACAUCAGAGACACUCAAGACUCUGGUUUCAGUCAGUGAUGUCAUGUGGGUGUAGCUGUCUCCUUGCCAAAACGACGGAGGCUGGUCCGACGUGUGCCAGACAGGAAACGGGACAGAUUUGACAACAGAUGCAGUAUACAGCCCUCAUCAGAUGUUCGGAGAAGAGGACAGAGGGAUCUCACGGGCCACAUUUCGCCUGUAGCAUUAUGUAAAUAAGGUGCAGGAGCAUGUGCCAGUUAAACCGCAGUGCCGUGCGGAGUGAGGGAUGAAGCACAGACGCUGCACGGCAGGAGCCGGGGCCGUCGGUAGAUGGCGGUAACCCAAGAAACCUGAUCCACCGGGCUCCCGUGCACUCCGUCUCAGUUUGCAGCACUCGCAUUUGAAGACAAGAGAAGCCGAACAGUUUGAAGGACACCGAGAAGAAUCAGCAGAGCCCACGGCGGGUCCUCUCUCGCGAGCACGCGGCGGAGCGCUCUGUCCAAGAGAACAGCGGGCAAACUCGGAGCACCAUGGAAGACAAAUCCAAUUCGUUCUCCAGCAACAAGGAGGAGAAGGCGGAUGGGAACAAUGUUUUUCAGAGGCAAGACUCGAUACAGAAAAAUAACACGGGGAGCCAGAACACGAAGGACCAUGGCAACUCCGUGGGAUUCAAGGGGGAGCGGGAAGAGGCCAUGGUCGGCUUUGACGACCUGGACGGGGCGUCCAGGCAGCAUGGUUUUAUGCAGAGGCAAUUCGGGGCGAUGAUGCAGCCCGGAGUCAAUAAGUUCUCCUUGCGAAUGUUCGGCAGUCAGAAAGCCGUGGAGAAAGAGCAAGAGAGGGUCCAGACGGCCGGAUACUGGAUCAUUCACCCGUAUAGCGAUUUUAGGUUCUACUGGGACUUGAUAAUGCUCAUCAUGAUGAUGGGGAAUCUAAUCAUCAUUCCUGUGGGAAUAACCUUCUUCUCAGAGCAGACCACCACCACCUGGCUGGUCUUCAACGUGGCUUCGGAUACCAUCUUCUUGGUGGACCUGGUCAUGAACUUCAGGACGGGGAUCGUCAAUGAGGAGAGCUCUGAGAUCAUCCUCGACCCCAAGGUCAUCAAGAUGAAUUACCUGAAGAGCUGGUUCGUGGUGGACUUCCUCUCCUCCAUUCCGGUGGAUUAUAUCUUUUUAAUAGUGGAGAAAGGCUUUGACUCGGAGGUGUAUAAAACUGCACGUGCUCUGCGUAUCGUCCGCUUCACCAAGAUCCUCAGUCUCCUGCGUCUGUUGAGAUUGUCCCGGCUCAUCAGAUAUAUACAUCAGUGGGAGGAGAUUUUCCAUAUGACCUAUGAUCUGGCUAGUGCAGUGGUAAGAAUAUUUAAUUUGAUAGGGAUGAUGCUGCUUCUGUGUCACUGGGAUGGCUGUCUCCAGUAUCUGGUGCCUCUCCUCCAAGACUUUCCCCCUGACUGCUGGGUGUCCCUAAAUGGUAUGGUUAAUGUGUCCUGGGGUAAGCAGUACUCCUAUGCCCUCUUCAAAGCCAUGAGCCACAUGCUGUGCAUUGGGUAUGGCGCCCGGGCGCCCGUCAGCAUGUCUGACCUGUGGAUCACCAUGCUGAGCAUGAUCGUGGGCGCCACGUGCUACGCUAUGUUUGUGGGCCAUGCUACAGCUCUAAUCCAGUCACUGGAUUCCUCACGCAGGCAGUACCAGGAGAAGUAUAAGCAAGUGGAGCAAUACAUGUCUUUCCACAAGCUUCCAGCAGACAUGAGGCAGAAAAUCCAUGACUACUAUGAGCACCGCUACCAAGGCAAGAUUUUUGAUGAGGACAACAUCCUGAGUGAACUCAACGACCCACUCAAAGAGGAAAUUGUCAACUUCAAUUGUCGUAAGCUUGUGGCCACCAUGCCUCUGUUCGCCAAUGCCGACCCCAACUUUGUGACGGGGAUGCUGAGCAAGCUGAAGUUUGAAGUUUUUCAACCUAAUGACUAUAUCAUCAGGGAAGGCACGGUUGGGAAGAAGAUGUAUUUUAUUCAGCAUGGCGUCGUGAGUGUCAUCACCAAGUUCAACAAGGAAAUGAAACUAACUGAUGGAUCCUACUUUGGAGAGAUCUGUCUGCUCACCAAGGGCAGACGGACGGCGAGCGUACGUGCAGACACCUACUGUCGACUCUUUUCCCUCUCUGUUGACCAUUUCAAUGAGGUGCUAGAAGAGUACCCCAUGAUGCGACGUGCUUUUGAAACUGUAGCCAUCGACCGCUUGGACCGCAUUGGGAAGAAGAACUCACUGCUGCUGCAGAAGUUCCAGAAGGAUCUGAACGCCGGCGUGUUCAACACACAGGAGAACGAGAUAUUGAAGCAGAUUAUCCGUCAGGACAGAGAGAUGGUGAUGAUGGUGGACCGCAAGCAGUCAGUUACCGGGAUGAACUCGACUCCAAUGUCGGGAAACUCCAUUAUUAACUCACCAGCCCAGCCGCCAUAUUCCACUGCCUUUGGCGCCGCUCAGUUACAGCAGUCCUCUGUACCCAUGACCUAUAGUGCUUCAGCUAUUGCCAAUGCCUCUGUUGCUCGCAUUCUGCCAGUCGCUGCCGCUGCCGCCGCAGCGGCGCAGGGGGGAUUCCCUGCAUCCAGUCUUUCCCAGGUUAACCUGAAUUCCUCUUCACAGACAGCACUGCAGCAGGGAGCGAUCAUGUCACCCUGCUCUUUCACAGCGGCCAUGUGCAGCCCACCCGUUCAGACCCCGUUGGCUAGUCGAAGCUUCCAGUAUGGCUCACCAACAGCUUCCCAGCUGUCGCUUAUCCAGCAGCCCAUUGGUCCACCUUCUCUACCCAUACAACAGCAGCAGCUUGGUCAACAGCCGGCUGCUUCGACUGCCGCUGCAGCACAGCAGCAGGUCCCUUCACCUCAGCGGGGAGACAUCCACAAGAGCACGCAGGCUCUCCAGUCUGGCAGCUUGAGUCGAGACGUCCGACACCUGUCGGCCUCCCAACCAUCACUGCCACAUGACACAUCUCUGGGGCCCAGAGCUCAUCCGGCUUCUGGGGAGUCUUUGGCCUCCAUGGUGCCACCGACAGCAGCAGCCAUCCAGGGUAUAAGUCUACAAGGUGGCAUUCGCACUACAGUGCCCCAGCGGGUCAAUCUGUUCCGGCAGAUGUCGUCGGGAGCUUUGCCCCCAGUGCGUUCAGCCGCUUCGGCAGCGGCUGCGGUGGCAGCAGCAUCGUCAACCUUGACCCAGCACAGGGAAUCCCCUGGAUCUAGAAGAGAUUCUGUCCUCAGCAGUACAGAGACUGAGCAAGACAAAAUGCGUUUUGCAUCAAAUUUAUGAUUCCAUACAUCUUUCCCUUACUUUCUCUUUUUUUUGUGUGUGUGUUUCAAUUCAUCUUCAGGAUGGGUAUAGAACAAAAGAGGCAAAAACGAGGAAUUUCUGAAUUUAUUUGUUACUCUCCAACUUUCUUCUAAAGUAACCUCAUACAAAUCUUAUAUGUAUAUAAGCCCUUGUAUAAUAUUUUAGACAUUUUUGUCUCCCUAAACUUAAGAAUGUAUAUUAUACAGAUACACGUGAAUGGAUGUUUGAGAGUGUGGAUGUGUGAAGGUGCAAGUGGGUAAAAUCUAACUACAAUAUUGGCAAAGGCAAUUUAAAGCUGUAGUAUAAAAAUGAGUCUUCCUUUCUAAGAAAUAUAUGAAAUGAUAUAUCAUGUAUGACUUUUGGAAAUUAUUUUUAUUUGUUAUGUUUCUGUCUUUUGUUUCCUUUUCUAACUGGAAUGCAAUAUGGAUUUUGUUCUUAACCUGACGAAGAGGAAAAAUGUUUUCUCCUGUUAAGCAGCUUUAGGCAUCACUGUGCAAUUAUUAAUGCAAUUAUCUCUGACAAAGAAAUUCUACAGUAAAAGCAUAUACUUACGAUAACAAAAAAAUCUUCUAACAAUUUACUGAGUCCUUGCUUGAGUGAUCAGAAUAAAUACUGUAACAGUGUAUUAAGUUGCUCCCAGAGAGGAGAAUACAGUCUUCUGAGCCGUUACGUCCCCAAGGCAGGCUCACAUUCAAACCAUGACAGUGUUAUGGGUCCAAAGGGAAUAGGUAAUAGAAAUGCUGCUUUCCUUCUUUAUUUCUUUGGUGAAACAAGAGCGUGGAGAUGGAUAUGGAUGGAUGAUCGUGUUUUUUUUUUUUGUUUGUUUGUUUUGUUUCGUUUUUGUUUUUUUCUAUUUUUGAUUUCAGAUGGUUGAGAUCUUACAUAAUGUCGCUUAAAAAAAAUUCUGUGUAUAUUUAUAAUAUUUAUAAACUAAAGAUUAUCACCAUUAUGCAAUAGACUGUGACAUAACAAAUACCUAUAUGUGUGCUGUAAAUAGUUUUGUAGAUCUAGGAUUUACAGAUACUGUGUUGUGCAUUCUCUAUCAUAACAAUGUCUUACUUCUAUCAUCUAUAUGCGACAAAGGUUAAGUGACAAAAUACGUAUGUUUCAUAAGAGAUGAGCAAACCUUAAUGCAAAAGCUAGCAGAACUCGAGGCAGAGAAAUGCAGGCUUGAAGGACAUUUAUGAUUCCCUCUCUCUUCUCUGGAUGUUUGCUGUAUUUGGGUCUAGCAUCACAUAUGUUUUUGGAUCAGUUGAGUCCACACAGUAUAUAAUUCAAAGAACUUGAUUUUUGCCUUUCAAUGCAAAGUGGAUUAGUUUUUCCCGUUAUCCCAAUUUCAGUUUUAAAAUGAUUUCACUAACAUUAUUGAUUCAUAUUCAAGGCCAGAAAUAUUAUUUUCACUCUUACAUAUUGUAGCUUUUGAAAAAUUAUUUAAAUUGUCCCCUAUUUGCGAACCGUAUCAAAAAUACUCCGAUGUUGCCAUUGAUUUAUUUAACACAACAAGGUUAGAUGUUUGAAUUGGAGUCCUGAGUUAGGUUUUCUAUUUGGCAUUUUCUUCGUUUACAAGAGCAUGGCAAGUUAGCAAUAGCUUGUGCUAACUACAUAGCAGGCAAAGGUUUGAUAUUAUCUCAAGUAAACACGUAUUUUCUUUAGUGUGAACUGUAAGUAGAAAAACAACCCACUCCCAUUCACAUAGUUAUUUAGCACAAUUUUACCUUUUGACAUUCUCUUUUUAAUUUCAUUCCUCUGAAAGAGAUUUAGUGAUGGUAAAGUUUACCCGAUAACCACAGUACGGCCCCUUUUUGUCUCUUUCCUUUCAGAAACGUUUAGCUGCCCAGUUAGGAAAUAUAUUCAGGAGCAGUAUGUCGUUAACAUGAGAUACUUAAUUGUUUUAACGAGACAAGUGUUAUAUCUCGUUAAAAUGACAGUUUCUCAUUUUAAUGAGAUGUAGAAAUACAUUCCUCUUACUUAUUACGACUUCUUGAAAAGGCAUAGAGAAUCUCCCACUGACUCUCCAUCUUCUCGCUCAGUUUCUUCUAUUAGCGCUCAAACAUCCAGCAAUAUGUUGCCAUUUUACUGUUAUGGCUGUACUCAUUUAAAUGAGAAUAUGUUUAGGUUUUAAUUGAAUAUGAAUCUCAUUUUGAGUUUCCUUGCUCUGGCAGUUAAAUUAUUCUAUUUUUUUUCUUACACAGUUAUUUUUGACAGAGUUUUUUAAAUUACUAGAUUCUUGCACCAGCAUCAUAGAAUCCAAUAUUUGAUUUAUAGAAAAGGGCCUUCAGUUUUAAGUGUGCAUAAUGAUUUUAUGCUUUUUAAGUUGUUUUUUUUUUCUAAAUCUGAAUGUUGAACUUGUGGAACAAGCUAUGUGUAAGGUAAAAGGUUGUCUUACUUGAGAAACUUGCUGUUAUGAACUAAGUAUUUGACAGGACCUACAAUAAGUAUGCAGCAUAAUUUUACCA